AGAUUCAAUUUAUAAUAUUGCUUUAUAAAUUUUAAUAAAAAUAUUUAAAUAGUGUAAUUGAAACGAAGUUAAAAAAAAUUAGCUCAAUAUGGUAGUGCGUCAGUACAAUGAAGAACUCAAAUAUUUGGAGAAGGUAACAAACAACUGUUGGCGUAUUAAAAAGGGAUUCCAACCAAAUAUGAAUGUUGAAGGAUGUUUUUAUGUAAAUUCCCGUCUUGAACGAUUGAUGUUUGAUGAAUUGAGAAAUGCCUGUCGUCCAGGUGCUGUAGGUGGAUUUUUGCCUGGUGUAAAACAAAUAGCAAAUGUAGCUGCACUUCCUGGUAUUGUGGGUAGAUCAAUUGGAUUACCUGAUAUUCAUUCAGGUUAUGGUUUUGCUAUUGGAAAUAUGGCAGCAUUCGAUAUGGAUGAUCCAAAAAGUAUUGUUUCCCCUGGUGGAGUAGGUUUUGAUAUAAAUUGUGGUGUUCGUUUAUUACGAACAAAUUUAUUUGAAAAAGAUGUGCAACCUGUUAAAGAGCAAUUAGCACAAUCGUUAUUUGAUCAUAUUCCUGUAGGUGUUGGAUCAAAAGGUAUUAUUCCAAUGAAUAGCCGUGAUUUAGAAGAAGCAUUAGAAAUGGGUGUAGAUUGGUCACUCAGAGAAGGUUAUGUAUGGGCUGAAGAUAAAGAGCAUUGUGAAGAAUAUGGUAGAAUGUUAAAUGCUGAUCCAUCUAAAGUUAGUAUGCGAGCAAAAAAACGUGGUCUACCACAAUUGGGUACACUAGGAGCUGGAAAUCAUUAUGCAGAAAUUCAAGUAGUUGAUGAAAUUUAUGAUAAAUUUGCUGCUAGCACAAUGGGUAUCGAAGAGAUAGGGCAAGUAUGUGUAAUGAUACAUUCUGGAAGCCGAGGAUUUGGACAUCAGGUAGCUACAGAUGCUUUAGUUGCAAUGGAAAAAGCUAUGAAACGAGAUCAAAUUGAGACAAAUGAUAGACAAUUGGCAUGUGCAAGAAUAAAUAGCCCAGAAGGUCAAGAUUAUCUAAAAUCAAUGGCUGCUGCAGCAAAUUUCGCAUGGGUAAAUAGAAGUUCUAUGACAUUUUUGUCAAGACAAGCAUUUGCUAAGAUGUUCAAAACCACGCCAGACGAUUUAGAUAUGCAUGUUAUAUAUGAUGUAUCACAUAAUAUAGCCAAAAUAGAAAAUCAUAUAGUUGAUGGUAAAGAGAAAAAGUUAUUGGUACAUAGAAAGGGUUCAACGCGAGCGUUCCCUCCACAUCAUCCAUUAAUUCCAGUUGAUUAUCAGUAUACUGGUCAACCAGUUCUAGUUGGUGGUACAAUGGGUACGUGCAGUUAUGUGCUGACGGGUACAGAAAAGGGUAUGCAGGAGACAUUUGGCUCAACAUGUCAUGGGGCUGGAAGAGCAUUAUCUCGAGCUAAAUCAAGACGAAAUUUAGAUUAUUUGCAAGUUUUGGAAAAAAUGCAAUCAAUGGGCAUUGCCAUAAGAGUAGCAUCACCGAAAUUGGUAAUGGAGGAAGCUCCAGAAUCUUACAAAGAUGUUACCGAUGUCGUCGAUACAUGUCACGCUGCUGGAAUUAGUUCAAAAUGUAUCAAACUUCGGCCAAUUGCUGUAAUCAAAGGUUAAAAAUACGAAUUUUUUACGCGAAUAUGUGUAUUAUAUGUAUAAUUAAACUACUUAUGAUAUUCUAAUACAAAAAAUCCAAUUGGUUACUCAUACUUGUCGUGUUUUUUAUCACCUUAAUGAUAAUUUUUCUAGAAUUAAGAUUAACGCAUUUGAAAUUAUUUAUAUUUAAGUAAUGAAAUUUAGUAAGCGAAUAUUGAA
This is a messenger RNA of Condylostylus longicornis, 1807 nucleotides long. It is a transcript of the gene RtcB, whose product is annotated as RNA-splicing ligase RtcB homolog. Gene Ontology annotation, cellular component: tRNA-splicing ligase complex; nucleus. Gene Ontology annotation, molecular function: RNA ligase (ATP) activity. Gene Ontology annotation, biological process: tRNA splicing, via endonucleolytic cleavage and ligation. The record is from RefSeq and is a predicted model, not a curated record. The transcript has 3 exons. Lineage: Eukaryota; Metazoa; Arthropoda; Insecta; Diptera; Dolichopodidae. The coding region runs from base 89 to 1609 and encodes 506 amino acids.